UCGAAAGGACAUUCAUAAACAACUUCUUUCAAAACCCUCAUGCAUUAUUCACCUUGAACAUCCACAACUCUCGCACACUCUAAAAGAGAACGGACCAUCAGUCCCAGAAUUCACCUAUUGGCCUUACUCAGUGUACUCUGUGCAGUCAUCAUGCCAAGCCAGCUGGAGGGAGCAAUGGACGCUCUGAUCCGUGUCUUUUACAACUACUCCGGUAACGAUGGAGACAAAUACAAACUGAAUAAAGGCGAGCUGAAGGAGCUUCUGAACAGUGAGCUCACCGAAUUCCUUACAUCACAGAAGGACCCUAUGCUAGUGGAGAAGAUUAUGAAUGAUCUUGACUCCAAUAAAGACAAUGAAGUCGAUUUUAAUGAAUUUGUGGUACUGGUGGCGGCAUUGACUGUUGCCUGCAACGACUUCUUCCAGGAAGUGCAGAAAAUGAAAUGAGAGAUGAGAGUGCAGAACAUCACACUAUGUUAAAAUAGACAUGGUAUAAUAAUGUGUUACAAUCUGCUCUGUUAGCCUGUGAUUAUAAAUGUGCAUAACUAUAGUGUAAGUCAUGGUGUGAAUGGCUGUGUGUGUUGUUUAUGUGUGUAUCUGAAUCAGAAAACUUUCCCCUUAACUAAUAAUCUCUGGUAAUAAUUGUAGUUGUUCUUUUUGGGCUCCUUCUUGUUUGGGGAUUGGAUUGUUCUUGUUAUUGGAUUGAAAAUGAAACAGAUUUGAUUACUUUGGCUCAAAAUUUAAAUUAGCAAGUUACUGAUUCUUCAUUUAAUAAAAUUCUUGCCUUUACCACACUGGCCAAAUCAGAGGAGCCCUGUUGUUUGUCAUAGAUUUCAUUUAGCAGUAAAUAAGUUAAAAAUAAUUGCUGUUAAUAAGUGUCAUCAAAAUAGUCUGCAAUAAAUUUAAUAAAACCUGUUUGUG
Messenger RNA from Hemibagrus wyckioides, 918 nucleotides. It is a transcript of the gene s100z, whose product is annotated as S100 calcium binding protein Z. The transcript has 3 exons. Lineage: Eukaryota; Metazoa; Chordata; Actinopteri; Siluriformes; Bagridae. Gene Ontology annotation, molecular function: calcium ion binding. The coding region runs from base 151 to 444 and encodes 97 amino acids. Gene Ontology annotation, cellular component: cytoplasm. The record is from RefSeq and is a predicted model, not a curated record.